UUCAGGGUAUAAGUUGAUAGAAACAUCAGAAUUGACGACUGCUGAAGGAGCGAGGACGGGAAGAGGGAUGGGGGUAACAAUGGAACAAGUUGAAACAUCCUUGAAGGCCAAAUUGAAUCCCUCACAUAUAGUAGAUUGAAAUAUAAAGUUUCCUACCAAACCAAUGGCUAUGGAGUUGCACUUGUACUGUAUUUCUAUGGCUUUUAAGCAUGAAGUUAUGAACCAGAAGACUUAAAGGAGAAAAAAGUUUAUGGUUUGGGAAGUCGUUGAUACCUCUGGAGGUUGCGGAGCCAGUUUUGCAAUUGAGAUCGUAUCAGAACAGUUUGAAGGGAAGAGACUACUUGAGAGGCAUCGAAUGGUGAAUGCUGCUUUGGAUGAGGAAAUGAAACAGAUUCAUGCUCUCUCUAUCAAGAAAGCUGUGACCCCAGAGCAGUGGAAACAACAGCAAGAGUCCGCCAAAUCUGAUGCUGCUGCUGCUUAGCUUUGAGAAAUGAGAAAAGUUGAAAAUCUAGCUGCUUUAUCUUCCCUCAGUUAUUUUGUAAUAAGAAAUCCCAAGUUUCUGGGUACUGGUUCUGUGUAACCUCGUUAAUGCUCAAAUCUCUGACCAAUGAUUAUAUACUGAAUUUUAACAUACAGAAUGUCCGAUUAUGGAUAAGUUUAA
Messenger RNA from Prosopis cineraria, 661 nucleotides. Its product is annotated as protein BOLA2. Lineage: Eukaryota; Viridiplantae; Streptophyta; Magnoliopsida; Fabales; Fabaceae. Gene Ontology annotation, cellular component: nucleus; cytosol. The record is from RefSeq and is a predicted model, not a curated record. Gene Ontology annotation, molecular function: 2 iron, 2 sulfur cluster binding. The transcript is spliced from 4 exons. Bases 251 to 481 code for a protein of 76 amino acids. Gene Ontology annotation, biological process: intracellular iron ion homeostasis.